Lineus longissimus is the source of this 2801-nucleotide messenger RNA. RefSeq names its product monocarboxylate transporter 12-like. Gene Ontology annotation, molecular function: monocarboxylic acid transmembrane transporter activity. NCBI's taxonomy places the organism in Eukaryota, Metazoa, Nemertea, Pilidiophora, Heteronemertea, Lineidae. The transcript is spliced from 3 exons. The coding region runs from base 383 to 2581 and encodes 732 amino acids. The record is from RefSeq and is a predicted model, not a curated record. Gene Ontology annotation, cellular component: membrane. Gene Ontology annotation, biological process: transmembrane transport.
UUUGGAUGGCAUGUUGUGCCGUUUUCUCCAGCCAGCGAAGUCUGCUGUGUACUCCAGACAAUAUUUUAGCUUUAUAGAUCGCGAUACAGCGCGAUGUCCCGGAUACUCAUUUGUUUAUCACCGUUAUUAAUAGCUACAUAGGCCUGCAUACUUCAAUCAUUCUGUGCUUUGAACCUUUCAGUGUAAAGGCCUAUGUACAGAGCGGUUGGUGGUAUAGGCCUUGGAUUAUUAUCAUGUUUAGUUCUGCAUGAUCGAUACCUCACAAGCGAGGAAUCGAUGUGCAGCCAACGUGUUGCAUCUGAGCGUGCUCGACCUGACAAGGUGACUACUGUAAAAUUUAGUGCUCAUUUGGGAUCGGCCGGACUAAUAAACUAGGACAAGCAUGUUGGAAAAGACAGGAAACAGAUUGCUCAAGAGAAGACUCUGUGAUGAUGAGGGUGAGCGUGUCGGGAGAGAGAUUAUAGCGCGUUCGAGGGACAUGUGCCAAUGUGGCUGUCAGUGCGACGAAUGCAUCGGACUCGACCUGGCUGCGACACACAAUGCAAACGAUUGUGGUAUCGCUGGGACAGCUGAGGAACCACUACGUCACUCGGACCACGCUAACACUGUCGCUUGCAAAUGCCAGGGUUGUGCCUCGUGCACUGCAGACAUGAUGUCUCUGCCGACUGACCCAGGAGGUAGACUGGGCGACAUUCACCCACCAGCAACACAUGAUCAACAGGCUUGUGUAUGCUUUGGGGAGGGGUGUCUCGAGUGCCAACACAUUUCCCGGGCAGACGCAACCGCGGUAAAUGACCGUUGCAACAAGAAUGGCGAGAGCCUGAUAUCUCUCGUCAUCUCUCGAUUAGACUCAUUGGAAGUGGUGGAUGAUAUGACAGAUGACAGUCUUGGGACUGCAAAGUCGUAUAGCCUGCCACCAGGGAACUACUGCACAUUAGAGAACCAACGGCCUCAAAUACGCCUCGCCGAAGAGGAGACAGACGGAGGAAAGAAAAUGGAUGCAGAUAGCUCAGAUAACGACGAGGAUACGACUCAUCAUCAUUUGAAUGUUGAAGACAUACGGAUGUCCCCUCGUGGUGCCGAAUGCAGUGCCGGUGCAGCUACCGCGAGAUCACACGUUGCUGUCUUCUGUACUUUCGGUAUUAUGUUCCUCAUUGUUGGGAUUAUGUCAAGUUUCGGUGUUUUCUAUGUGGAGUUAUUGGAAUAUUUCGAUGACAGUCGAAGUAGUACAAGUCUCAUUGGAUCUAUCAAUUGUGGAGCGUGCCAUGCAGCAGCUCCCUUGGUUGGAUUGAUUGAAGCCAGGAUAGGGAUACGGAAGACAGUGGUCGUUGGUGGUCUCCUCUCUGCUAUAGGUCUAAUUGGAAGUAGCUUUGUGUUCUCCAUGCCCUACCUCUACUUUACGUAUGGAAUCAUUAGCGGAACUGGUUUCGCCAUUGCCUUCACAGCCAGCAUCGGGGUGCUGGCAUCUCACUUCGACUCCCAGCGACGUCUCGACAUUGCCGUGGGAAUUUCAACAUCAGGGAUGGGAUUUGGGGUCCUUGCAUUCCCACCUUUUAUAAGGUUCGUGAUUGACGCCUACGGAUGGCGAGGAGCCGUUUUAGUAUGUGGUGGCCUGGCCCUAAACGUUUGUGUCUUUGCUGCUCUGAGUGGGCCACCAAUAGAGAAAAACGAGCUAAUUCGGACGCUUUCUGUAGGAAGUGUUGCAUAUCUCAGGACUGACAAAGAUGUGCUGCGCAGUGAUAUCGUAUCGAUGUCUAUGACGAGUGUAUACAUAAUGAAAGACACAGAUCUCCACAAAGGGGCACUUACAGCUGGCGACACAGAAACACACAGAAGUGCUCCGUAUAAGACCAAAGAUGUUAAAACGAACUCGAAUACAAAUGGGACGGCGUAUAAGCCCAUGGAUUCAUCGAGGAAAAUCGCCUUGAAGAGAUUACCUUGUUUGUCUGUGAUAGGAAAUCGCGUGUUUCUCAUUCUCUUACUCUCGGAGAUACUAAGCAAUAUGACAAUGAGCACGGUGUUGACAACACUGCCGGACUUUGCCCACUGUAACGGCCACAGUCUUUUCCGCGCAAGUCUGCUGUUGUCUAUCUACGGCACGACAGCCACCCUCGGCCGCCUCUAUCUCUCCCUCUUCUCAGCAGCUAUACGGAAGUUUAAAAGCCACAAAAGGGUCACCAUCGCAGCUACCAGUUUCAUCACCAUGAUAGCCGUCCUCUGUAUGGGAUUCACCGGCGAGAAAUACUACCUCAUCGGCAUUUGGGUGGGUUUGUUUGGAAUCGCCACCGGUGCGAAGGGGACUUUUGUGUCAUGUUUCGUUAUCAAGUUAGUGGGGGCAAGGAACACCAUCACCGCGAUGGGGCUUGUGGGUUUAUCUUGCGGUAUUGGCCAAUUCGGAGGACCACCAGUGGCAGGUGUGCUUUUCUCUAUGACUGGCUGGUACCCGGCGGUGUAUUGUUUUGGAGCUGUUACCAGUCUUCUUGCAGUAUUAUGUGUUGUGGUGAUCAUCAUCAUGCAUAUCCAAGACCGAAGGUGCAGGCAACGAUUACGAGAUAAUGAUCCAACUCAAUUCGACAAUUGACUAUUAUCUUGAAUUUUCUUGAUAUGCUUUAUGUAGUUAUUGAUAUUUUGCUGUUGUAAUGGCAUUGUUAAAGAUUCCACCCCAUUCCCGUAAUUAAUCGAGUACAUAUUUAGUUCUUCUGUCUAGGACACAAACGGCAAUAAAAUUAUAGUCUUAUCAUCCGUCAUCUUCUAUAUAUGGAUAUUUUGUAUGUUCGAUGAAUACAAUGGUAUACAGUGAA